Messenger RNA from Odobenus rosmarus divergens (Pacific walrus), 1818 nucleotides. It is a transcript of the gene TXNDC2, whose product is annotated as thioredoxin domain containing 2 (spermatozoa). The transcript is spliced from 4 exons. Bases 1 to 1818 code for a protein of 605 amino acids. Lineage: Eukaryota; Metazoa; Chordata; Mammalia; Carnivora; Odobenidae. The record is from RefSeq and is a predicted model, not a curated record.
AUGGCUGUGCUCACCCUGCUCCGGACAGGUAGAGACAGUGAGAUCGCCGUCAACGAAAAGCAAGGGUCCUUGAGAGAGUCACGGCCAAGUUUACACUCCUUUAUGGGGACUGCAAUCAAGAAAACAGGAGAUGGGAACUUGUUUGCCAGCCGCCAGGAGGGUGCACACAUGGGUGCCCGGCUCCAGGUGCCGACGCCCUGUUGGGUCCUCGCAGAGCCUCCUCCACCUGAUCACCUGUUGCUGCCCGCCCUGCAGUCCUUCGGUGGCUCAGACUUCAAAUUGGAUAUGGACAAGGAACUGGAAGUGGAAAGUGAUAGAGAGGGAGUCCCAGAAGAACCGAAAAUGAGUCCAGAGAAACAAGAAGAAACCAGUCAAGGUGAUGUCAAUGAAUUCUUGGACCCAGCACGUAUCCAGGAGAAGGCCUUGGCCCGUGAGGUAAACAACAUACAGCACAUGCCUGCAGAGGAGUCCAGAGGUCCACAGCCCAAGGACAUAUUCCCCCCUGUAUGUGGCGGUAGCAUCUCUAAUUCCUCAGCAAAAACCAUAGAGCCCAAGCAGGCUGACAACCCCAGUUUUUCAGCAAAACCCAUCCUGCCCAAGCAGGCUGAUACUCCAAGUUUGUCAGCAAGAACAAUCCCACCCAAGCAGGCUGACACCCCCAACUCCCCAGAAAAAAUUAUCCCACUCAAGCAGACUGACAUCUUCAAUUUCUCAGCAAAACCCCUAUCACCCGAGCAGGCUGACACCUCCAGUUUUUUAACAAAAGUCAUCCCACCUAAGCAGGGUGAUACUUCCAAUUCCCCAACUAAAACCACCCCAUACAAACAGACUGAUAUCCUCAAUUCCCCAGCCAAAACCAUCCUACCCAAGGAGGCUGACACCCCCAAUUUUUCAGCAAGAACCAGCCCCCCCAAGCAGGCUCACACCCCCAAUUUUUCAGCAAAAAUCAUCCCAUCCAAGCAGGCUGACACCCUCCAUUCUUUAGAAAAAAUUAUCCCACCCAAGCAAGAUGAUAUCCCCAAUUCCUCAGAAAAAAUCACCCUGCCAAAGGAAGAUGGCACAUCUGCUUCUUCAGAAAAGAACAUCCCACCCAAGCAGGGUGACACCAAUUCCCCAGUAAAAUCCAUCCUGCCUAAGCAGGGCAAUAACCCCAAGUUCUUAGCAAAAUCCAUUCUGCCCAAAGGGGCCAACACCCCCAAGUUGUCAGCAAAAGCUUUCCAGUCUAAGCAGGUCAACAGCCCCAAGGUCUUAGCAAAAACCAUCCGGUCCAAGCACAGUCACACUUCCAAGUCCUCAGAGGAAAGCCUCCUGCCCAGAGAGGAUGACACCAAGUCCUCAGAAGAUACCAUCCACCCCAAGGAGGGUGACAUCCUCAAGUCCUCAAAAGAAACCAUCCAGUCCAAGGAGGGUGACAUUCCCAAGUCCUCAGAAGAAGCCAUCCAUCCCAUAGAAGGCAGUGUCCAGAAGCCAUCAGAGACAAUGGAACUCUUGGAGGUGGACUUGGUGAAAGUGAUCCUGAGCAAGGAGGACUUUGAGUUGGCGCUCAAGGAGGCCGGGGAGAAGCUGGUAGCCGUGGACUUCUCAGCCACCUGGUGUGGGCCUUGCAGGAUCAUCAGGCCCCUUUUCCGGUCCCUGUCCUUGAAGUAUGAGGAUGUGGUGUUCCUGGAAGUGGAUGCUGAUGAGUGUGAGGAGCUGGUGAGAGACCUAGAGAUCAUUUGCAUCCCAACCUUUCAGUUUUAUAAAAAAGAAGAAAAGGUGGGAGAAUUUUGUGGUGCUGUUAAAGAAAAACUCGAAGCAAGCAUUGCAGAAUUAAAGUAA